This is a messenger RNA of Episyrphus balteatus (marmalade hoverfly), 3545 nucleotides long. RefSeq lists its product as uncharacterized. NCBI's taxonomy places the organism in Eukaryota, Metazoa, Arthropoda, Insecta, Diptera, Syrphidae. Gene Ontology annotation, cellular component: endoplasmic reticulum; protein phosphatase type 1 complex. Gene Ontology annotation, biological process: response to endoplasmic reticulum stress. Bases 1404 to 3332 code for a protein of 642 amino acids. The transcript has 2 exons. Gene Ontology annotation, molecular function: protein phosphatase regulator activity. The record is from RefSeq and is a predicted model, not a curated record.
AUAUUUUUAUCGAAAAGUUCUUCAAGUCUACAUCAAAUCAAUCCAAGUAAAAAUAAAGCGAUAUUAUUUUAUUAUAAUUUCCGUGUGUAAUUGAAGAAGACAUAUUCGUGAAUAUUAUCAUUAUAAUGCGUGUUAAACAUUCAAAAACUUUUUAGUUCAUAACUAAAAGUGAAUACCAAACAAGAAAAAAAAAAAACAAUAAACAAAACCAAUACCCAAAAACGAAAAACAAGUUUUUUUUCCAUUCUCUUGAAAAAGUGGAACCCUCAACAAACACAAUAAAAAGUGAAUCUCAAACAAAGGAAACUCAUCAAAACCUAAAAAAAAAUCAUUAAAUAAUCAUUUUCUCUUUGAAAUUUGAAUAAAUUUUCUGAAAAUUUUAAGUAAUUUUUCGGAUUUCCCAAAAAUCGAAUUAAAUUUUAUUUUUUUCAUCUCAAAAAAAAUCUCUUCUGAGAAAAAAAAGAAAAACAAAGAAAAAAUUGCGAUAAAGAACUAGAAGAAAAAAGAACGUCAAAUUUAAAAAAAAUCCCCCAUUUUCGAAAUUCAAACUACGCGCGCGCUUGAUUUAAUUUAAAUUUGUUCGAAAUUCGAAAUCACCUGGUAGGGGUAAUUAUUCUUCUUUUUUCUCUUUCUCUUUCGUUUUCAUUUUUAUAAUUCACAUAUUUUCAAUUUUUCAUUUCUUUUCGAACAAUUGAUCAUGCUGGACUUAUUUUACUAUCUGUGAAUUAUAAGAAUUUUGCUAAUUAAAUUUUGUGCCAACGAACACGAACGAAAAAAUAUCAAGUGAAUCAAAUUUGAUAAGAAACAAAUUAUUCAAAAAGAAUAAUCCUCUCGUGAUUCAUUAACAAAAAAAUCACAAAUUAAAAUUGUGUCAUAAAAACCAAAAAAACGUGUAAUGAUUUUCUUUUUGUCACCUUGAACGUGAAGAAAAAAAUCUACAAAAAAUUUAAGACAAACGGAAAAAUACGUGGAAACUUUUUUUAACUCGUUUGUGACGUCAUGUCAUUGUGCAACAAAACAGUCUUUCAAAAAAUUUAUUCUGCUGCCGACCUUCGACGAAUUAACGACAAAUUGUCAUUUAUUGUUAUUUCAUGCCGCGCUAAGUCUUUUGAAAACCGAUUACUACCAAAAGACAACUCACGCCCUUUAACUACUACCAAACCUAUUAAGAACAAUUUGAGAAUUAUUUCAAAGUCUCGUAAGAGAAUUGUUUUGUUGACUGUUAAGAAUCUUUGUAUUCCCAUAACAACAACAACAAAGACUAGAGACGACGACGACGAUAACGACCAAGACAACGCUGUCAUUAGUUGGACACGUUGGCAUAGUUCUCGUGAACCACAAUUACAAAUCCAACCACAUUUGCAAAAAUUACUUUCAGUUGAUUGUGGAAAUAAGUUAUUAAUAUGAUUUCUGGUAAUUGCAAUCGUAGUCCACAAUAUAACGCAAUGGGACCUCCAGGCGGUGCCCAGAGAUACAAUCCACAUGCCUUUGUUCAUCAACAACAUCCACAACAACAUUUGUUGUUUAUGUCUGGUGGAGGGGGGAAUACUCGGGCUUUCCCUUCAAUGUCUCGUGGUUUCUCAAUGAUGCCAAACCAUCAUGUGGGAGGAGUUGGAUCACAUCCAACUGUUUUCCAAUGUAAUAUGCAACAAGGAAUUGGUAAUAGCUUUGGGUAUCAUCAUGCUAACCCAACAGCAGCUCCAAUAUUCCAUCAACAGCAUCAUCAUCUUUAUCAGCAACCACAAAUUAUACAACAUCAUCCACAACAACCACAAUACGUUCCACAGCAGUAUAUCGCUCCACCGAAAGCUGCUAGUCACAAUGAACCGACUUCGGGAUUUAUAAAUGGUAUCAAGAAUAUGGUUAAGGGGAUUAUUCAUCCUUUGAAUUGUGAUUUCUAUAGCGAUCAUCACAAAUACUAUAAUCCCAAAUAUAGAAACAAUUAUAUGCGGGAUAUAAAGGCUGAGAAUAUGCACUAUAAGCCACAACACCAUCCACAAUCGAAUUCUCAUGUGCAGACUGUUGUGGUGGGUUUGGAAAUUAACAAACCAUCACCGACUAAAGUCGAAGAGAAGAAGAAGCCAACAACUCCAACUUUACCACAGGAAUGUACUAAGAAAAGUCCUGAAGUUGUGGCGAUAUUUAGUUCGGAUGACUUUCCCGAGUUGCCAGCUCCUCGGAGAAGUCGUUCGGUUACCCCUGCUAAGACUGAAAGUACUCCUCCACCCAAAUCAUCGGGGUGUGACGGUGAGAAGGUGCAAUCUGAAGAAUCACCUUCUCGUAAGCAUCCUCCACCUAAGGGGACCUUCUUUGAAGUAACAAUUCGAACAACACCCAGUGGAAAAAGACCGACUUUUGGUGGAAGACUUAAAGUUGUGCCACCACCAUUUUCAUUGAAUAAAUCUCCUCGAUCUUGUCGAAGUCGUCAAGAAUCAUCCUGCUCCUCCUCUACAACCAAUAACAACAACAACAAUAAAGACUGUGAUAUUGAAGAAGAAAGCUUUGUUAUCUUUUCGAAUAAUGAAAAACCUGGAGAAUGUAUGUUUACAUCGUUUAGUAGACCUCCAAGGCAACGUAAAAUGUCUGAAUGCAGUGAUGACAGUUUUGUUGUAUUCUUUACUGAAGAUGCUGAUUGUUUAGGUGGAUUACAAUGUAUUGAUGAUGAUGAUGAUUUAGAUGAAUUAUAUGAUUCUGAUGGUUCAUCAGAUGAGGAAGAAACUAGCUCUGAAGAAGAAGAUAGCUGUGAUGAUGGUUCAGAUGAUGAUGAAGAUGAAGAGGGAGAGGAGCAUGGUAUUGAUGUUGUGGAUUCUAGCUUUUUGGGACGACAUAAUAAGACUGAUAGAAAUAAGUGUGGCGAUAUUGGAACUACUACAACAACAAAUUCAUUGCUGCAACAAAUUCCAUGUGAUGGUGUUGUUGUUCCAAGGGAACAUAAACAACUUGAUUCUGGCUUUGAUGAGAAAAAGGUCACAUUCGAUCCACAUCCCGUGGUGCAUGUGAUGCAUGCUUGGAAUUAUGCAUAUCGUGCAGCAAGAAAAGGUCACUGGGAAGAUUUCGCUCGUGAUCGGACGCGUUUCCAACAACGCAUCGAACGAACAUCUGUCUAUUUAAAUCCCGUACUGACUCUAGAACAUCGUGAGAAAAUCUAUCAUAGUCGAUUUUGUGAUGAAGCAGCUUGCGUCUCCAAUCAACAACAACAACAACAAUCGCAACAAAGUCCCAUUCUAACAGUAGAUCAAGCUAGAUCUCAUCAUCGAGCUUCAGCCAGUUGCAACGAUGACAACCAAAAGUUACCAAAGUUGACGAAACUACCAGAUUGUGCUAGUUUCUAAAACAGCAAAAAAUUAAUACGAUUUAUCUCUCUUUGUUUCUCUAUCUCUCGAAUGAGGAUAAAACUUUCAGCUUCAGCAUAUUGCUGGCAUAAAUUCUGUGUUCAAAAAUUAAAAAGAAAAUAAAUUUAUAAACAAAUUAUAAGCAAUGAAUAUUAAAUUAAAAUCCACAAACAAAAUCCGUGAGACACAAAAUAUUGUUAAAACACAAAAAAA